This is a messenger RNA of Closterium sp. NIES-67, 3273 nucleotides long. NCBI's taxonomy places the organism in Eukaryota, Viridiplantae, Streptophyta, Zygnematophyceae, Desmidiales, Closteriaceae. The record is from the annotation of a GenBank genome assembly.
CCAUUUCUCUAGGCAACACCAUUACCUACAACAACCCUUCGUGCAUUAUUAUUCAUCGCCACUUCUUAGGGAUCGUUCCAGGCUCGUGUCAACCUUCGGGUUAGACGUAGAAGACACGAAGCCGAAAGACCCGAGGCUUCCGGUCCACGAAAGUCAAACGACGCACGAACAGAAACAGACGAAUCAUGCGUUGACGGAGAGCGGGCUUGCUGCCGGAUCUCCACGCCGUUACCCAGUCAGAGCAAUGAUUAUAUCGUUCUGCUCGUGAUCGGUGGAUCCGUCGCAGUCGUCGCGAUUCGUGAUGGCCUGCGAUGCCCCCUGGUCGUGUCACUCCGUCACCGUGCUUCGCGGUUUAAAGCCCGAGUUUAGCAGCAUGCACUCUUCUUCCUAUGCGCCUACUAACGGGUCUUCUUAUCGGAAGGACUCCAGUAGAGUUACUGUUACCAACAUGCAGUCUUCCUACGCGACGGUACAUGUGUCUCCUCCUCAUUGGAAGCACGUUAGAAGCUCUUCUCUCUCGAAGCAAUCUAGUACUGUACUUUCCACACCUGCCUUCCAGACCUCCUGCUCGAGCUCGGCCCGGUUCGGAUCCAGCCGAUCGAACAAUUCUGCGCAACACGCCGUUGUCAGGAUUCGAACUCGCGACCAGAGGUUGGCAGCAAGGUGUCAAGCGCAGGAGUUUUCGAGACCAGCAGCGGCUCCAGCGGCCGAGGUUCCGGUUUUAGGGUUUGAGACCCAAUCAGCAGUUGAGGUGGCAAGACGAGGGGGGAAAUCGUGGGGAAAGAGAGGAGGAGGAGGAGGAGGAAGGAAGAGUAGAGUGAAGGGAGAAUGUGAGGAGGAGGCAGUGGCAGUGAUUGCAGAUGUGCUGAGAGGGAAGUUCGGGCCUCAAAUCGUGAUUGGGGAGAGGGAAGAAGGGCAGAUAGAAGAAGGGAAGGAGGGUGCGGAUGGUGCGGAGGGUGCGGAGGGUGCGGAGGGUGCGGAAGGUGCGGAGGGUGCGGGUGAGGAGGGGGAGGAGGGGAAAGGGAGGGAGGAAGAGGAAGUGGGAGAGGCGGAGGAGGAAUUGGAAGAGAUUGAGGGUGACUCACUGCCGACUAUUACAAUCCAUUCUAAAUCACCCUCCUCUCCCUCCUCUCCCUCCUCUCCCUCCUCUCCCUCCUCUCCCUCCUCUCCCCCCUCUCCCCCCUCUUCCACCUUGCACCGCCGGGCGGUAUCUCCCUCCUCCCUCCUCUCCCUCUACCGCUUCUUCUCCUCCCACCUCGGCAUCUCCUCCCCUUCCACUGUCGCCUCCCUCCUUGCCUCCCACCCCGCACUCCUGCGCUCUGAUCCCUCCAAUGACCUGCUGCCACGUGUCCACCUUCUCCAGUCAUACGGCGUAUCCCAUGCCGACAUUGUCCACGUCACCAUCACCGACGCGUCCUGGCUCCGAAGCUCCCUCCCUCAAAUCCAGGAAACGAUUGAGUUUCUCCUGGCUCGGGGUGUCCGCCGAACCAAGCUAGGCUCGGUGGUCCGAGGCGCGCCGUUCCUCAUCCGCACGCAGGCUCGUUCAACGAAUCUGGACACCCUGGUGGAGAGGGCAGGGGUUCCUGUGGAGAAGCUGGGUGUGAUUAUAGAGAGGUGCCCGAAUGUUUUGUGCCGGAGUGAGGAGUCCAUACAGGGUCGGAUCGAGUUACUGUCAGCCUACUUAACAGAUGAGUACGAAGAGGAGGUAGAGGGAGAUGAUAGCAGCAGUAGCACAGGGCACCUGAACCAGCACCUGACGCAGCGCCUGAAUCGGCAACGCCUGGACAAAAACCACCUGACGAAACUUCUCCUAAACUACCCUCGCAUCCUCCUUUCCUCUCCCGAGCGCAUCUCGACAAACCUCGCCAUCCUCCAGUCCUUCACUCCCCCGGGUAGCCCCUCCAUCGCCAUCCCCGCUCUCCGCCACGCGCCCUCCAUCCUCAACCUGGGCUCAGAGAAUCUCUUAGCUAAGCUCCAGCUCUUUGUGGAGCUGGUGGGGGAGGAGGCUGCGGGGAGGGUGGUGCGGAGCCACCCGCUGGUUCUGACUCUUUCCAAGGAGAAUCUGCUAAGGAAGCUGGCGGUUUUGGGUGGUCUGCUAGGGCAGGAGAAUGCUGCACGUGCCGUGGCACGGUUUCCGCUGCUGCUGACUUCCAGUGAAGAGACGAUGAGGGAGAGUUUCAGAGAGCUGGUGAGGGAAAUGGAAGAGGCACUGGACGGAAGUGGGACGGGUGAAGGUCCGGAGGGAGGGUUGCGGGAAGGUGGAAUAGAUGAGGGGAAGCUGCGGGACAUGGGAUUUCGGUCUCGAAAUGCAGCAGCACAGGAAGGGAUUGAAAGCAGGGCUGGUGGAGAGAGGGCACGCCAGCUGGUGGUGAAUCUGGCAGUGAAGGCCCCGCAGUGCAUCUAUUACAGUUGGGAGGGGAACAUGAGGCACAAGGUGGAGUACUUAAAGCGGGACAUGGGACUCUCUAUAAUGGAGGUGCUUGCCUGCCCUGCCUUCCUCGGGUUCAACCUGGAUUGGCGAAUCAGGCGGCGACACGUGGCGCUGCUGCGGCUGGGCUAUGUGGUGGCGCCGCAUAGGGAGGUGAUGCUUCAAAAGAGGGGGAAAAAGGAGAGAGCGGAUGGGGCAGGAGCUGGGAUGGGGGGAAGGAAGGAGGGCCAGGUGUGUGAGGAGCGGGAGGGGGGGGGAAAGGAGGAAGAGGAGGAGGAUGAAGUGCAGGUGGGGAAUGGUGACAAUGAGGUGAUUUUUGAGGCGCCUCAAAAUGAGGUGAAGGGAAAUCAGCAUGAGUUGGAGAGAACUGGACUCGCAGUGGGGGUGGGGGCUUCCCAGGGGAGCCAGGAGGGUGUGGGCCGUGUGGCUAUGGCAAGUGAUGCUUUUGAGCUGGAAGGUGCGAAAUCGCAGCGACCGGUGAAAGUUGUGUGUGUGUCUCAGUUCCUUGCCUGCACUGACACGCGGUUCGAGGAGAAGUUCAGUGUUCAGUUGUAGCACGUGGUACUGAUCUCGUUGUCAGGCGUUCCUUUCGAGGCGCCUCAAAAGAAAUCUCGUUGGCAGGCGUUCCUCUCAGUUAUUCUACUGACCCCGCCAUCCUCCGGUCUGGUCCUUCAAUUUGUAGGUGAUUUUUGGGAGUGCAUGGUGCUGAAACUACUCCCCUUGACCACAUGGGUCAGUGCCGUUCUGGUUCCAGACUACAGUACCUACCACGGAUAGGUUUGAAAAGCUUUUAAGCAGCAUACAUAUAUUGAGGAACCUUACAUGAAUAAGCAGAGCAAUCACAA